Mycena indigotica is the source of this 1653-nucleotide messenger RNA. Its product is annotated as Fork-head domain-containing protein. The record is from RefSeq and is a predicted model, not a curated record. Gene Ontology annotation, biological process: regulation of transcription by RNA polymerase II. The transcript has 3 exons. Bases 1 to 1653 code for a protein of 550 amino acids. Gene Ontology annotation, molecular function: RNA polymerase II cis-regulatory region sequence-specific DNA binding; DNA-binding transcription factor activity, RNA polymerase II-specific. NCBI's taxonomy places the organism in Eukaryota, Fungi, Basidiomycota, Agaricomycetes, Agaricales, Mycenaceae.
AUGGACGAGGACACCUCACCCACCGUCGAGGCCUCCCGUCCAGCAGAGACUGAGAUGGCUGAGGCAGAAGUGGCAGAACGACCUGGCUCGAGCCAUAGCGCGGCCAGUAGUCACAGUGGCGGUGGUGACGCCUUGUCAGACUCUUCUCCAACAUCCCGUCGCAAGCUCACUGGCCCGUUCUAUCUCCAAAACAUACUCAACUCGGACGAAGAACGUGCCAGGCAGCAGCAAGCUGAGGUUUCCAGCCCCAGCCCAAGUACCCCAUCAACCUUUUCCCCUGCAUCUCCUCGCCAGCCUAUCGCUGGCCCGAGUCGCUCAGACGAUCCUCCUCCAACGCGAAUUGGCGAAAAUUUCAUCUAUUCUCAUCCCCCACCACCUCCACCCAAUUACCAGUACAUCGCACCGUCUCCACAUCCCCCCGCCGGAGUUUACAUCCACCCGCAUCCCAAUGCACCGCCGCUUUCAUUAUACCCCCGCUCACGUGUCGAGGCUGACGAAGAUUAUCUACGUCGACAAUUAUGUCUCGCCCCGAGCGUCAAUGUCGAUCUUUGGGCCAUCGCAGACCCUCCCGACGGACAGAAACCCUUUGCAUCCCUCCCCACGUUAAUCAAGCUCGCAAUUCAUGGUGAUCCGAAGAAGAAGUUGACUCUGCAAGGUAUUUGCGAGUCCCUGGUCAAUCGGUUCGCGUGGUUCCACGAGCACCAAAUGGACGAUGCUUGGAAGAACUCGGUGCGGCACAAUCUUUCAUUGAACAAAGUAUUCCGCAAAGUACCACGCGAUGCCAAGCAAAUGGGCAAAGGUUGCUAUUGGGAACUUGACCUCUCUGGUGGGGAGGGACACAAGCGGCCCCGAAAGCGUCGCAAACACGACAAAACAACGGGCACGAUGGUUUCUGCUAUUCAGAGCACGCGUGCGUCUACAACUGUCCAGAUUCCAUAUGGUGUCACGCGAAACGUCACCUCUGGACCUGGCGCGGUGCCAGCACAAAUGCUGCAUCACGGCCCAAUCUCAAGUCCAGGUCGACGGAUGGCCAACUCCAAUUUAGGAAGACUCGUCGUCCCGAGGCUACGACCAGUCAAGAAAGAGCCGGAAGACGUCGAAAUGGACGUUGAGUCCGAAGAUGAUGACGAAGAUCAAUUAGAAGAAGAAGAGGAUGAGCUUGAUCCUGAGCCCGAAGAAAUGCAGGUCGAUAGACCAAGCCUUGCACAAGAAGAAGACGACGACGAAAUGGAACAAGACGAUGGUAGCGAAUCGGAUGUCGAGAGUGAAGAGGCAACCGAUGCUCCCUAUCGACCAAGAGUACGCGCACCACCACCACCGCCACCAACUAUAGGUGGUCGUGUUAUGCGUCCACGAAGCCACCGAUUCGCAGCUGCGAGCCCAUCACCAAGUCGGAGAGGAGCGAAAUCCACUCCUUCUCCCUCCUCUGCUCGUGCAAAAGACAAGGGAAAGGGCCGAAUGAUUAGUGCGCCAGGACUGGAGGCGCUUUCAGCUGAAGCCAUGCGACGAAUAGAGGAUGCAUCUCACUCAGCUACCGCCUCCCCAUCAAACGCGCCGCCACCGCAGGAGUCCUUUUCCUACCCACCUCCCCCUCCGCCUCCUCCAGCGAGCGAUACCCCCCAAAUCGUCAAGUUGGAACCUGACGACGCUUGA